AUGCGAUUUCGGCCUUUCAGCGAGACAGGCGAAGCACCGAACGUCAGCUUGCUAAACAGCGCAGAAACCAAGGCGCGGCUCGAGCAGUGGUGUCGGGAUGGGUUUGUAUUCAUGGAUCCCAAGAACGAGGAUCUGGGCUCCCACGUCGAGAAGCUGGAUAAUUUGCUUUCCCCAGUAAUGGUAUGUAGCCUCCUGGUUCAUAGGCAGAAAUGGAGCAGGGAUGAGAUUAUUGAUAGGGCGUGCGCCUUGCUGGCUCGUCUUCCCUCAUAUCCUCCAGAACUGCCCUUUGAAUAUGCAGGCAAGGAUGGCCAGUCUCAUGCAGAAAGUCCGUGGCCAGAGGAGUACUUUUUUACCUCUUAUUCGCCUUCUUCUUCUUCUACAGCGACGACAACGACAGGAACUGGGAGGCUGCGCGAUGGAUAUGAAUGGUCCAGUCUUCGGGUUUUGUCCAAGCCAAGUACGAAUGUCGUGCGGAUCGCUUUGUUUCUUGUUAUGCAAAGGAGCGUUCCAGUCGGGUUUCUCGGCGCGUAUCUAGACACCAUAACCACACUUCUCGACACGGCAACGGAGUUAUUCCUCCAGGGCUCAACAUCCGAGGCCGAUGCACGAGCUCGGUUUGUCCUGCAGGCGUUUCUGUGGGCAACGUGGCAUCAGACCAUGCUGAUUCAACUGUGGUACGACGCAAACAUCCAGAUGAGAACGGGGGUCUCGUUUGAUCGACAUAGCUACCCUGUGGCAAUGCCCGGGCGAGAGACCGUCGAGAGUCUACGACCAAAUUAUAUGUGCAAAUGGGCUUUUGAGCUUCUUCGGUCCGAUCUCAGCUCUGUGACGCAGGAUUUCAGGAGACUGUUCGAGAUCUACAAUGUCCAUUUUGGUGACCGUGAGCCGCGAUGCAAUCUCAAUCUCGCUGCUGCUGGUCAGGAUAGCAGUAGUAGCAGUAGCAGCAGGUCGAGGGUCUGUGAUGGCAAAGCGCCUGGAAACUGUCAGAGAUUUGAGUCCGAAGGGGUCCAGAUUCAAUCCGCUCAUGAUUUCGAGUGCCCUGGCUCUGCUUGCAGUCUCCUAACCUGGGACGAACAGUCGUAUAAGAACAUCAAAGGAGCCAGGGCCGUUUCUUUGGAAGAGACCGACGAGAAAUACAUCCGAUACUGUCCCGUGUCCACGGAAACCAUGGCCGUGUCUCAUGUCUGGAGCCACGGUCAAGGGGGGCGACCUGAGACUGGGUUCAACAACUGCCUCCAUCGCAGAUAUGCCAGACUGGCGCGGGCGUUAGACUGCACUUCAUAUUGGAUGGACACUCCUUGUGUCCCGACAGAUCAGGAGCUGCGGUACGAGGCGAUGGGCCAGAUUAAUAAUAACUUCCUCAAUAGCAAGGUCACCUUGCUAGUCGACCGAGACCUCAUGGAGAUCAAUAUUCAUCCACUCUCUCUGGAGGCAAAGGAAGCUAUCGUGGCAACCCUCGCGGUUUGCGAUUGGAAUGUUCGUGCCUGGACGCUCCUGGAAGGCAUGCGAGGCCGCUGGAACCUUCACAUCCUGUGCAAAGACAACCAUGUCAUAUCCCUUGUGGACGUCCUCAACGAUGUCUUGGCAUACAGUAAUCUCACCCUUGUAUCGCCAUGCUUAGCCUUGCAGCACUACAACCCUACCGGCGGUCGCCCAGUCGAGGGAGAAAUUCCUCCCGUCAAGAUAGAGCAAGCAACCUGCCUCUUGAAUCACAGACACGCCACCAAGGACCGAGACGUGACCAUGAUCUGGAGUCUGGUAUGCGGCUCAAAGCUCGUCAAAGCCUCUGUGGACUUUUGGAAGUCCAAAAUGGGAACCCCCCUGGCAACCGGAUUUCUCGUCUCCAGCGCUCCACGUCUCCAGGACCAGCACGGAUUCAGCUGGGCGCCGUCACGCCCGAAUCUCCUGCAUCCCACGGCUGGCACGCCCAGUGCUGCAGGACAAUAUCCUGCCUACGAUGGAGAGCUUAGUGUAGCAGGUAUGAUUACCGAACAAGGCUUCAAAGCGGAAUGGCUUAUGUGCCUGAUCGGUCGUUCCCGAGCGCUUCCGACCUGGCUCCACUUGAAGUUCUUCACUCAGGACGAAUCCCAGAUCAAAAGUUACUAUUCCGUCUACAACAAGGGCGGAAACUCAAGGAUGGACAUGAAAAGCCUAUACAAGCUCCGCUGCGUGAUCGCACCGGUGUUUAAAAAGUAUCGCUGGGUUGCUCUGCUGCUGCCUGCCGUUAGAGAUCGAGGAACUAAUGGAUCAACCUCUCCGCCUCGGCCGUUCCAAUACCAGGGGGAAGCCAAGGGACCCCUGCUGGUGAUAGCUGGCUCGAAUGAUGAAGUUGGAUGGGAGUGGCAGUUUGUGCAUGAGUGGGAUACAAGUUUUCACCUGCCAGAAUUCGUGCUGAGGGAAUUGUUGAUGGUUUAG
Messenger RNA from Aspergillus fischeri NRRL 181, 2415 nucleotides. RefSeq names its product HET domain protein. The transcript has a single exon. The record is from RefSeq and is a predicted model, not a curated record. Bases 1 to 2415 code for a protein of 804 amino acids. NCBI's taxonomy places the organism in Eukaryota, Fungi, Ascomycota, Eurotiomycetes, Eurotiales, Aspergillaceae.